UGCUUGUGUUACGUUAUGCAUUUCAUGUGCGAGGCCCUUUAAGUCGAAUUUGCGGUAGUUUGGUUAUGUUUUUAGUGUGACAUAACGUAUCGUGAUUUAAAUGCCAUAACAGUUGGGUUAGCUUUGAGAUUCGUAUAAUGAUAUUAUUGUGACUGAUAUAUCUGCAGAGAUUUGACAUGAGUGCUCAACAAAUAGUUCAGCUUCCCCAUAAGCUUAAGGCAGCUCUUAGAUUGUUCACAUCCAAGUUUAAUGAAGUCGGUAUUAAAAUUAAGAACUACGAAAUGCCUGAAAAGAUUAAAGGCACAAUUCUUGAACGCUGGGCGAAAUAUUGGCACGGUCUUUAUGUAGAUUACAAGGAUGUCGCAUUUGACAUAGCCAAGGAUUGCAAGGAGCAUCCUGUACGUGCCUCAAUAUAUAUUAUGUUUUUAGGAGGUUGCUUCUAUUCUAAUCAACAUAAUCCAGAUGAGACUAUGUUCAGGGAUCAAUUGAUACAAAGUAAUCUAAAACUAAUACAAGUGGGAGAAGCCAUACGCAAUCCUGUUUCUGUGCAACAUGUAAAAUGGUUGGAACAAUGCUACAACGAAGGAUUAAUCAGGAGACUAAAUUUAGGCAUCAUGUCUUUAAUUUGGUUAGAUAAUUAUGACAAAGAUUGUUCUUUUUAUAAGGCUGUUUGUCCUUAUCUAAAGCCACGAUAUAUGACUUUUCAUGAAAGAAUAGUAGAUAUAGGUUUCCUAGAAAAAUGGUGGUUAUUAGAAAAAAAAAUGAAAGACUAUGAUGUAAAUGAAGCAGAAUUUAGUGUUGUGGAAGCUAUGAAUAAUACAGACACUGCUUCAACAUAAUUUUUGAAAAAUUUUAGGAAAAAAUUUUCUUGUAUUAUUUAUGUAAAAAAUAUAUAAUUUUGUAAAUUUUUGAAAAACAAUAUAUAUUUGUAAAUUAGUAACUCAGAUACAAAAUAUCCUAAAGAUAAAGAUCUGUCUAAAAUAACUACUUGUAAAUACACAGGGGCAAUUAAAGGGUGCACCCAGAAAUGCUCACUGAGCAGCUAAGUAACACUUGAAGUGAUUAGGUGGAUCCAGAGGUAAAAACCAAUCAUCUUCAAGUGCUCAGUAAGCAAGUGCUCUUCUGGAUGUACCUAAUGAUUACAUUUGAAUAAAUUAAAACAUGAUAAAUCAACUUUUCCGAUUAUCUUUUCUGCUUAUAAAAUAUAUUAAAAUUGGUGACUUAGAGUAAAACGACAAUGUCUGAAAAAAUAAAUGUGUAAGCAUUUACUGUAAUUGUUUCGUAAUAGAAAUCUAAAGAUAUAGUUAUAUUCAAGUUUUUUUUCAGAAUUUAUCACAAUAUAUCUCUUUAGACGCAAAUUUUCCAAGUAUACAUAUACAGGGUGAUCCAUAAUGGUUGGAACAACUAUUUACUAUGAGACAUAACUUACUGACUUCACUCCAUAUAAAUUACAUAAAGUGCAGUCGGUAAGUCAUUUCUUAUAGUAAAUAGUUAUUCCAACCGUUAUGGAUCACCCUAUAUGUAUACAUACAUAUAUAUAUAGGGGAGAGUGGGGUAAAUCGGACCGUUUUCCAAAUCAGACCUUUUUAAUUUAAAUGAAUACGGUUAAGCAGAUUUGCGUGCCAUUUAUAAUGUAAAGUUUUUAUAAGACAUCGAACAUGUGACAGUAGUUUGACAGUUCUCUAUACAUCAUUUACAAAAUAGAUGCAAAUAUGUAUUUUCAGCCAUUGUGCAAAAAUUUAAAAAAAAAA
This is a messenger RNA of Solenopsis invicta (red fire ant), 1751 nucleotides long. RefSeq names its product mitochondrial import inner membrane translocase subunit Tim29. The transcript has 3 exons. NCBI's taxonomy places the organism in Eukaryota, Metazoa, Arthropoda, Insecta, Hymenoptera, Formicidae. The record is from RefSeq and is a predicted model, not a curated record. Bases 177 to 839 code for a protein of 220 amino acids. Gene Ontology annotation, cellular component: TIM22 mitochondrial import inner membrane insertion complex. Gene Ontology annotation, biological process: protein insertion into mitochondrial inner membrane.